AUGAGUCCGCUCUGCCUCUCUGCAGCCCUUCUCGUCCUUCUGGGCACCCUGGUGACCUGCACCCCAGCGGGUAAAAGCAGCAACCAGGCCCAAGCCCUAGAGCCUGACUUCUGCUUGGAGCCUCCAUACACGGGUCCCUGCAAAACCAAAAUCAUCAGGUACUUCUACAACACCAAGUCCAGGUUCUGUGAGACCUUUGUAUAUGACAGUCAUUGCACCUUCAAGAACAGCACCUUCAAGAUGGGGGAGGACUGUGUGAGGACCUGCGGUGGGGCCAUCAGGCCCUGGAAUAAGACAGGGGGCAGGGCACAAAACACGGUUGCUGCCCCCAGAGGACACGCCUUCCUCCAGUUCAGCUUCAGCCUGGACCGCAGUGCCAAGCAAACAGCAAGUGUCCAUCCAGUUGAGACGCUGUGGCACCGGUUACAGGAUGCUGGGAUAGGAAAAGCGCUGUCAGCCCCCAGCUUUCCUCCGAAGCCCUCCUGCAAGGCCACGAACAUGAGCCGGCUCUGCCUCUCCAUCGCCCUUCUCGUCCUCCUGGGCACCCUGGUGACCUGCACCCCGGGGGAUAAACACAAGAGCCAUGCCAGAGGCCCUCCCAUCUCAGCAGGUUCUCAGCCUGCCUUCUGCCUGGAGCCUCAUUACACGGGUCCCUGCAGGGCCCGGAAGAUCAGGUACUUCUACAAUGCCAAGUCCGGGCACUGUGACAUCUUUGUAUAUGGCGGCUGCCGAGGGAAGAAGAACAACUUCCUGACUGCAGAGAGCUGCAUGAAGACCUGCGGUGGUCAUGCGGGGACACGAGGGUAAGAAAGGAGGCGGGGCAGCGUGGGAGGGGAAGGGCUGGGGAAAGAGAUGGCGCUCAGGGGGCCAUGCACCAUUCACACCUGCACAGUGUCUUUCCUCCUCGCUGCCUCCCAGGAGAAGUGGCUGCGGUGUCUUGUGAAACCGCACACUGAGCACAUCCUCCACGGGCCAGCUUGGCAGAAGGUCAC
This is a messenger RNA of Kogia breviceps (pygmy sperm whale), 992 nucleotides long. Lineage: Eukaryota; Metazoa; Chordata; Mammalia; Artiodactyla; Physeteridae. The record is from RefSeq and is a predicted model, not a curated record.